Conger conger (European conger) is the source of this 4113-nucleotide messenger RNA. Its product is annotated as collagen alpha-2(VI) chain-like. The record is from RefSeq and is a predicted model, not a curated record. Lineage: Eukaryota; Metazoa; Chordata; Actinopteri; Anguilliformes; Congridae. The transcript is spliced from 28 exons. The coding region runs from base 183 to 2921 and encodes 912 amino acids.
AGAGACGGGCAGAAGUUGCGGACAGUGGGACGCCUCAGUGCUCGAACUCCCGUUUUUUGGAGGUUAUUCAACUCUUCUUUUAGCGGGAUGUGUUUAAUGAGCACAUCUGAGUAGUGUCCAGGAGGCUUAUUUUGAAGACUCCCGUAUUUCUUUUCAGCGGAAGGCCCAGGGAGGAAUCAGCAAUGCUGUGGAAGGUGCUGUUUCUGUCCCUCCUGCAGGGACUGCUCAUUCAUGGCCAACUUUAUGGACCUCGACCCUUGCCACCAUGCAGCAAAAAGCCUGAGUGUCCAAUUGACUUGUACUUUGUAAUUGACACAUCUGAGACAAUUGCACUUCAGCAGUCCCCGCCUGGCAGCCUGGUUGACAGCAUCGUGCAGUUCACAGAGCAGUUUGCCCUCAGGCUGCGCGAGGGAGAUUUUAGGGGUAAAAUCUCCUGGUCCCUGGGUGGUCUGCACUUCUCCCAGCGACAGGUGGUCUUCAGCAGGCUCAGCUCCAGGGACGAGUUCAUCAAGGGCCUGAAAACAAUCCGCUACCUGGGCAAGGGCACCUUCAUUGACUGCGCCCUUACCAACAUGACCCAAGAGAUGAUUCACUACACCAACAAUCCCGAGGCCAUCCGGUUUGCUGUUGUAAUUACUGAUGGCCACGUAACUGGGAACCCUUGUGGGGGAAUCAAGGUGUCGGCUGAGCGGGCAAGGGACGAAGGGAUAAAGGUGUUUGCGGUGGCAGCGACCAAUAAUUUAUACGAGCCAGGGCUGAGGGAGAUUGCCAACUCCCCAGCUGACCUCUACCGUGAUGCCUUCAUGGCUGUGGACCUGAGUGGAGCGUCACCGAUGAUCAUGACCUCAACCAUUGAGCGCAUCAUCAAAACCAUGACCCAUCUAGCCUAUCAAGAGUGUUACAAGCUGACGUGUUUAGAAACCGUUGGUCCACCUGGCCCAAAAGGCCACAGGGGGCACAAGGGGGCAAAAGGUGACAACGGAGGUCCUGGCCCCAAAGGUGAACGUGGACGGCAGGGAGAUCCUGGAAUUGAAGGUCCCAUUGGUCAUCCUGGUUCAAAAGGUGAACCAGGCUUUAAAGGUGAAAAGGGUGAAAUUGGAUCUGAAGGAAAAAAGGGUGUGGCCGGGCUGGCAGGACGAAAUGGAACUGAUGGACAAAAGGGUAAAAUUGGACGUAUCGGAGCUCCAGGCUGUAAAGGUGAUCCGGGUGAUAAGGGACCUGAUGGCUAUCCGGGAGAUGUGGGUGAAGGAGCACUGCCUGGAAAACCUGGAGAGAAGGGAGAUCCUGGUCGCCCUGGGAGAUCUGGCCCCCCUGGCCCGCCUGGACAAGCUGGACCUAAGGGGGAAAGAGGAGGUGCUGGGUCACCUGGAACACCUGGACAAAAGGGCCCCGCAGGUGAAAACGGAGGACCUGGACCAAAAGGCGAACCUGGGAGACCAGGUAACUUUGGACCAAAGGGAAAGCAGGGGCCAAAUGGUGCAAAUGGAGAUAAGGGUGAAGCAGGGUCUGAGGGCCAGAGGGGACCUCCUGGUGUAGUUGGAGGUACAGGGGCCAAGGGAGACAACGGGCUGCCAGGACCACGUGGUCCUCCUGGAGUACCGGGGGAGCCAGGGAAAAACGGUUCUCGUGGAGACGCUGGUGAUGCUGGACAAAGAGGGGAACCUGGCCCACCUGGGCCCCAGGGUGAUAAAGGAAGAAGUGGAUUCAGCUAUCCAGGACCAAGAGGACCCACGGGAGACCGGGGGGGUAAAGGGAUUCCUGGACCACGAGGUAGCAGGGGUGACUGUGGGCAGAAAGGAGACCCUGGCCUCAAAGGAGUUUCUGGCGAACCAGGUGAGCCGGGACCUGCAGGUGAGCCUGGACUAAGAGGCCCCAGAGGAGAUCCAGCAGGAGAGGGUGGUCCUGGACCAGAAGGUGACCCUGGCCUCACUGAAUGUGAUGUGAUGAACUACAUCAGAGAAACAUGUGGUUGCUGCGACUGUGAGAAGCGCUGUGGCGCUUUGGACAUCGUCUUUGUGAUUGACAGCUCUGAGAGUGUGGGUCUGACAAACUUCACUCUGGAGAAGAACUUCAUCAUCAGCACCAUCAACCGGAUGGGCUCCAUGGCAAAGGACCCCAGUUCUGAAACAGGUACACGUGUGGGUGUGGUGCAGUACAGUCACAGCGGAACCUUCCAGGCCAUCAGGCUCAACGACUCAAGGAUCGACUCUCUGGCUGCCUUCAAAGACGCUGUGAAGAAACUGGAGUGGAUCGCAGGAGGAACCUGGACCCCAUCUGCUCUGAAGUUUGCCUAUGACAACCUCAUCCGGGACAGCCGUCGCUCCAAGUCUAAAGUGACCGUGGUGGUAAUCACAGACGGUCGCUUCGACCCACGCGACGACGACAAAUUGCUCACGUACCUCUGCAACGACGACUCCAUCGACGUAAGCGCAAUCGGCAUCGGCGACAUGCUGCAACAGGAGAGCGAGAGGGAGAGCCUCAAUUCCAUCGUCUGCCAGAAGGACGACCGCGUCUUGCCCAUGCGUCGCUUCGCCGAUCUGGUGGCCGAGGAGUUUAUUGACAAGAUCGAGCACGUGCUCUGCCCUGACCCUGUGAUAGUGUGUCCUGACCUCCCUUGCAAGACCGAUGUGGAGGCCCCUUGGAAUGGGUACCCCUUGUUUGAAGCCCUGGCAGAGGAGGGCAUCAACACGCCUGUCCCCAGCUCUAUCCCAGGCGUGUCAAACUUGCUCAACUCCCUGAAGGAUGAGCAGCUCCCCGAAAUCUACGGAAAGGCCGUAGCCACACUGGCCUACACCGCGCAGCGAGCCAAGUUUGCUAUCGGACAGGAGAGGCAGCAGUGGACAGACCUAUUCAUUGACUCAUUCAGAGUGGUGUACGGCGACAUCAUGGGGGAUCCUAACAAGGCCCUGGGGUUGUGUUAGCCCCGCAAAGCCCUAGCUACGAAUGAAAAUGGCUCUUCUCUCAAUCCGUGGUGAAGCGCACCAACAUAUCUCUGGAGCUUAACGUUUCAAAUCUUUCAAGUGCUCUAUACAUUUAAUGUAACCAAACAGGCUUGAAAUCUCAUAGUAUCUCAAUCUUUCAAAAUAAAAACAGCCGUGUCUUUCAGAAGGAGCAAUUAUAUUUCGCUUUCUAAGGCUUGCAGCACAGGUACUGGUUAUUAUACAUGAUACAUUAUAUGAUACAUAGGCCGAUAGUUCCCAGUGAUUGGAGGGUUUCAUAAAUACUAUGGGAAUAUAACAUUGGGAAUAGCAUAUUUCAACACCUAAAUUCUGUACAGUGAUUCUGAUUCCAGUGAAAAUGUAGCUGUGAAUCAAAACUUUUUAUUCGUGUAUAUUAGGUUUUGAUAUGCAUGUGGUAAAAAGUUGCAAAUAACCUCUUUUAAGCAUAAUAUUCCAUCAUUUAAACAGUGGCUGGACUAUGGAGCACUGGUUUGUCAAAGCCACACGGGAAAGUUUUGCUUUUUUGCACAUACUUUUAAUAUCCUGAGGUGUCAAUGUUUUAUAGAAGAGAAGGAGCAGUAGAAAAAACUGGAUCAAUGCAGUGGAUUUGGUCUCAUGGGGUCAGUUUCCUUAUGCUAUUCUGUGAGUAGCUCUGGGUAACACGAGAGGAUUUAUUUUCAUGUAUAAAAUAUUCAGGUAGCACUUGAGAAUUGCUCUUGGCGUAUUAUGUUUGUUGUAAUGGAUUCCUCCUAAUAAAUGACAGUUUCUGUUAAAUUUUGGUCCAAAAAAAAUUGCAAUGAUUUCCAUGCAUGUAUGAUUAGAUUCUAAAGUGUUACAAAACAUUAUUUUUGUCAUCUUGCACUUUAAGGGAUUAAUAUAUGAAAAUCAUCAAAUCAGAGUAAAUAUGUCUUGCUGAUUAUGAUAGAUAAUAAAAUACUGAAUGUGUGCUAUCAAAUGAGUUUGUAAUUACAGACAAACAGUUAAGUUUGUGUUAUUUUUAAUGUCCAUGACUGCAAUAAGUAUUUAGCCCCAGGGGAUUUAUCAAAUUUAUGAGGGAGGAUUUGUAUCAUUUGAUUUGGCUGUGUAAAUAAAUGUUGAUGAAUGAUGAACCAAUUUAAUCCUUAAAUCUCUUGUCUAUUUAAUGCCAGUACUUCAAUAAAUGUUGUGAAACUGA